Porites evermanni is the source of this 2389-nucleotide messenger RNA. The record is from the annotation of a GenBank genome assembly. Lineage: Eukaryota; Metazoa; Cnidaria; Anthozoa; Scleractinia; Poritidae.
AUGGAUAAGACAACGAAAAAUACGGUAAUGUUCAAUAGUUUUUUUCGAUGUUUCGUCGAUGACUUUGCUCUACCUUUAAGGUUAGGAAAUUAUAAAACAAGAAAGCCGCCAAUUGAUAAUUCUCUUUCACUUUCGAAAAGUCAUACGAACACCAUUCAAAAUUUAAGAAUUCCCGAUAAAAGACAUGGAAUAUGACUCAUAAGGGUUUCGGUUUCUUUAAAAUAUCAUUCCCCUGAAGAAAUGGAUCAUUUGUUGUAGGUUUGUUAUGAUUUAUAUGUUAUUAGAAUACUUGUAGCUUCUACUGUACGGAACCGGCAGUGAGACCCCGGAAGCUAAUGAAAAUACUGUAUGGCAAUAUAUGUCUCUCUGGAGUGCGUCUUUGUAACUGAAUGUUUCACGUUUUUCAGAAUCUAUUCCAUGUUACAUGCCAAUGUACCGAGGGUCCAGCACUUAGUGACAGAGGAACACGCUGCCAGCGUUGUGGAAAGAUGGCUUAUGAAAGUGAAGAAAAUUCGCAGCUCGAACAUGCUAGGGAAAUCGAUAGUUCCGCUACGACCGUUUAUCAUUCACAAUUGCUUGCAAGUGGCUUACCAUCUCUACCUGCCGAGUCAGACCCGUCUGGCGAGGGUAACAACUGUGCGAUUGGCGAAGGAGUUAAUGUUUCGGAUCAACAUGGUCACUCAUCUGCGGAAAAGAGUCCCGUCCACAGUAAGUCACGAAUGAACGAAUAACAACAUUCCCCCAGAAUAGCAACAUUUAUUAAAUUUAAAAAUCUCCAAACAUCUCUGAAUGAAUUCGUUACAAUAUCAUGAGAGGCAACGAUAAGCGUGGUGGUAAGAAUAAUAACAACAGUAUUGUGUUUUGUCUAUAGCAGCAUUUGAACAAAUGUCGUGCUCGAAAUGAUACACAUUCAAUAUACUUAGUUUGCACUUACCUGUGAGUAAUGUCGUAGUUACGUCGAUGCUACUGUUUCUCUAACAUGUUCAGUCCGCCGUAAAAAAAAAACUAUUAAAAUGUACAUUCGUAAUUACGUGAAAUGCUUAAAGCUAUUCGUCCUUCAUUUCGAGGAUAAAGCCGGUUUUUUAGCGCCUAAGUUGACGGAAUAUUUCUAGAAUACAUCUUUGGUUUAUUUUAUUUUAGAUGAGGGUAAGAUCAUAGAGGUGAGGUCUACUCUGUCAAUACUGUGCCAAGAGCUAUGCUUAAUUCUUUUACCUGUCAUGGUCAGCUCUCAUUAUCUUUUCUACAGGUCAAACAGGUCCAUCAGUACAAAUACCAUGUGAAGGAACACAAUUCACUUUCUUCAUCUUAGUUCAAGAACAUCCUGCAAUAAAUGAACAAUGGUUCGGGGUACACUUUGUGCCUACAGAACGUUUUGAGCAGGUAGGAUUGAUCAUUGUUUCCAUGAUAAUGUGAUAACAUUAAUUUAACGCGUUUUCCUUUUUUUGACCAGGUUAACUUACUGGCUUCUUGGGAAAAUCGUAGACUUGUUUAUACCUACACUUGAGGUUUCAGGUAUAAAACUGAGAUCCCAUGCAAGGGUCACCAUUAUAUAAGAUAUCAAGCCUCGAGAAUACAGCGGACCGUCCUCGACUAUGGGUUGCUGUAAAUUUGUGACGCUAAUGUGUUUAACUCCAAAUUUAGAGUGAAUAUUUCAAAAACAAUAUAAUGUAAUAACUUCGUAAAACCGUGAUCAUCAUUUACUGAUUUAGUAUUUCUAUUUAUUCUUUGUAAAAAAAACCGGAACCUACAAAGAAAGGAAGUUUUAAGUAAAGUAAGUAAUUACUUUUCUUUCCAUUUUAGGGACGAAUUUCUAACCUGAUUAAGACGAUGCAGGAUCAACAACGCAUCAGGAUAGUCUGUAUGGGGGAUGAAUAUUUAUCCCAGGUCGAAAGUGGAUAUUUUCACACUGUGUUUAUCGACACCGAUGUACAUUCUACAAUCACUUUUGAGUUGGUGAAGGAAAUAAAAUUUAGAAUAAGGGAUGUUCAAACAGCUUGCAAGGUAAGACCCUGCAACUGGUGAUUGUUUUGUUACGGUUAAGGUGGGAAGGGCAAAAGAAACGGUUAACUGUAAAGGAUUUUUCAGAAAUUGUGUUGUUCUUUUGUAACUGCUAUUUACGUUGAAAAAUAUUUUUUUUCCUUGGUUUGACUUAACAUAUCUGACACAUACACAACUGUUUCUAUCACAGGUUCCUUUGCACAGACUUUAUGCGCUAAGCCAGGAUAGAUUGCCUAGUGCCAUAGCCAGGGUGUUUGUAGAGUGCCUUGCUGAUAUCAAUGAAACUUGUCAAGACCAUUUGAGGAUGACUUUGAAGUAUGGGAACGUCAUUCGCCCGAUGGUUAUUCCAAUUUGGGUAAAUUUGAUCCAUUUUAUCAGCCAAUUUUCUUAA